AUGGAAGAAAAGGGAGCAGGCGUUAAUGUAACUGAUAUAUAUGGACAAACCCCUCUAACAUUGUCAUGUCGUAAUGACAACAGUGAUAUUAUUCGAUUAUUAAUAGAAAAAGGAGCAGACGUUAAUGCUUCUGAUCAUGACGGACAAACCCCUCUAAUGUGGUCAUGUGCAAACAACAACAGUGAUAUUGUCCGAUUAUUAAUAGAAAGAGGAGCAAACGUAAAUGUAUCUAAUGAAAAAGAACAAACUCUUCUUAUAUUGUCAUUUAAAGGAGAAGAGGUUAACGUACGUGAUUUUGAGGGAAUGACUGCUUUGUCAUACGCUUCCAAAAACGGGUUUUUGGAAAUUGUCGAAGAAUUGAUAUUGAACGGGGCUGGUGUUAUCUUAGCUGAUACAAAUGGAAAAACGCCAUUGAUAAAUGUUCUGCAUUAA
Mytilus californianus (California mussel) is the source of this 432-nucleotide messenger RNA. RefSeq names its product putative ankyrin repeat protein RF_0381. The transcript is spliced from 4 exons. The coding region runs from base 1 to 432 and encodes 143 amino acids. Lineage: Eukaryota; Metazoa; Mollusca; Bivalvia; Mytilida; Mytilidae. Gene Ontology annotation, molecular function: protein binding. The record is from RefSeq and is a predicted model, not a curated record.